CUCUCUCCGUCCGAGAAUUGCAGUUACUCUCUCUCUCUCUCUCUUUGUGAGAUCAGUGGCGUGUCUGUAGUUGUUGAAAGCAGGGUUGAGGUGAAGUGGAAGGGAAGACCUGGAAUUGAAACUGAGAGUUCCUCUUCGUAGAUCUCAUUGAAACUGAGAGUUCCACUGUUUGAUUCUGCCGCAAACUUUUAUUUUUUUAACAUUCAUUGAAGGUAUCCAAGGACUGAACGCAACACGCAAAAACCGUCGCUUUAAAUGGAUAUUGAUUCUGAUACCGUUAAUAAGAACUCGAAAACCCCCGAGGAAGCUGCGUCAACUAUGCAAAUGGAUUCCGGGGGAUCAUCCAGCACUGCAAAAGACGAUAUUUCCAAGUCAAUGGAGAAUUUGGGCAUCGGGAAUUCAUCAUGCAGUUUCAAAAGAAAGCCAGUUAUUAUUAUAGUGGUUGGAAUGGCAGGGAGUGGAAAAACAACAUUCUUAAAUCGUCUGGUGUGUCAUACCCAAGCUUCGAAUAUCAGGGGCUAUGUAAUGAACCUCGACCCUGCUGUUCUUACCCUCCCGUUUGGUGCCAACAUCGAUAUAAGAGACACUGUAAAAUACAAGGAAGUGAUGAAGCAAUUUAACCUUGGUCCGAAUGGUGGAAUUCUGACGUCACUAAACUUGUUUGCUACGAAGUUUGACGAGGUCAUCUCAGUCAUUGAGAAACGGGCAGAUCAACUUGAUUAUGUUUUUGUUGACACUCCUGGUCAGAUUGAGAUCUUCACCUGGUCUGCUUCUGGAGCAAUAAUAACAGAGGCCUUUGCUUCGACCUUUCCCACCAUAGUUACGUACGUAGUCGAUACGCCCCGUUCUGCCAGUCCGCAAACUUUUAUGAGCAAUAUGCUUUAUGCUUGUAGCAUCCUUUACAAGACGCGAUUGCCUUUGGUGUUGGCAUUCAACAAGACUGAUGUGGCUCAGCACCAAUUUGCUUUAGAGUGGAUGGAAGAUUUUGAGGUAUUUCAUGCGGCGCUAGAUUCAGAUCAGUCAUACUCAUCAACCCUUACUAGAAGCCUCUCUCUUGCACUGGAGGAGUUCUAUAAGAAUCUAAGAUCCGUAGGAGUGUCAGCCGUUUCUGGGGCAGGAAUGGAUGCUUUCUUCAAGGCCAUUGAAGCAAGUGCAGAAGAGUACAUGGACACAUACAAGGCUGAUCUUGACAAGAGAUGGUCAGAGAAGCAGCGUUUGGAGGAAGAGCGGAGACGAGAGAACAUGGAAAAGCUGAGGAAAGAUAUGGAGAAGUCGAGGGGGGAGACUGUGGUCUUGAGCACCGGUUUGAAGGACAGAGAAACCAGUAGCAAGGCCAUGAUGGAGGAAGAUGGCGAAGUGGAAGACGAAGAAGACGAUGAUGAGAGGUUGACAGAGGAAGAAGAUUAUGGUAUAGAUGAGGAUGAGGAUGAAGAUGAAGAGGUUGCCAGUUUUCGAUUUUGACCUUUUAUUUUAGGAUUAAAUGAAUCAAAACUAUGUAGGACUUCAGUUCAGUUCCAGAAGCGUUGAGUUUUAUCGCAGGACUCGCAAGCAAGUCACUGUCAGUUCAGUAAAUCGUAUAACUAAAUCUGUAUUCCGGGGGGGUAUUAUAGGUUGGCUUUGGAUCAUGUUAGGGAAAGGAAAUUUUCCUGGAUGUCUGGUUUGGAUGCCUUUAUGAACAACUUUUUUUUUUGACAAGACUGUGAAAGCUGCAAAUGCUGGUAGUUAAAAUGCUCUUUAAGAACCUCUUCACCACAAUAAGGAAUAACUUAUGCUUUGCUAUUUUGUGACAACGAA
Messenger RNA from Rhododendron vialii, 1794 nucleotides. Its product is annotated as GPN-loop GTPase QQT2-like. The transcript is spliced from 7 exons. Bases 256 to 1461 code for a protein of 401 amino acids. Gene Ontology annotation, molecular function: GTPase activity. NCBI's taxonomy places the organism in Eukaryota, Viridiplantae, Streptophyta, Magnoliopsida, Ericales, Ericaceae. The record is from RefSeq and is a predicted model, not a curated record.